AUGCGUAUGGUUCACGUAACAAAGCAAGAAAUCUCGGAGCCCGUAUCACAGCGCAGCGUUCUUCUGCACUGCCACGUGGGCUCCCAACGGCGAGUCGAGGUUCUUGCUGUGUUGGGUGAAGGCGGUUUCUCAAAAGUAGUGGAAUGCAUCGAUCACGGAGCAUAUGAAGUCUGUCUGACCUUUUCCCAGAGGGUUUCCAGUGUUAGGAACAGGGCAUAUGGGGUGAUAACGACCCAACAGUCUGACUUAAAAGUACUCAUUGUUCUAAACUCCCUUAAAACCUGUCUUUUCAGGGAAGGCAGACAUGUUGCAGUGAAAAUAGCAAAGAAUUUUGAUUGGUCCUCCGAUGCGGCUUGUGAGGAAAUACAGGUGCUGGAAGAUUUAGAAGCAUCAGACCCCAGCAAUGCCUAUCACUGUGUCCAGAUGUUGGGAUGGUUUGAGCACCGUGGACACGUCUGCAUUGUUUUUGAGCUCCUGGGGCUCAGCACCUUUGACUUUAUGAGUGUCAAUGACUUCUUGCCAUUUAACCUGGACGACAUUAGACACAUGGCUUAUCAGAUCUGCACCUCUGUCAACUUUUUGCACAUGAAGAAGUUGACACAUACAGAUCUGAAGCCAGACAAUAUUGUCUUUGUGAAAUCUGACUACGUAGAAGAGUACAACCCCAAACUGGUAAGUUGCCAUCCUCUUCCCCACUCUCCUCCACCUCAGUCAUCCUCUGCGUUCAUCUGGUCACUUGCAUCCCACCACCUUUCAUUUCAGGAAUGCACUGAAUGCAGACUGAGAAAACCAGACAUCAGACUUGUGGACUUUGGGUGCGCCACUUACGAUCAUGAUUACCAUAACCCUGUGGUGACUACUAGACCUUACAGAGCUCCUGAGGUGGUCCUAGAGCUCGGAUGGUCCCAUCCAUGCGAUGUGUGGAGCAUAGGAUGUACUCUCCUGGAAUACUACCUUGGAGACUUAGUAUUUGAGCCCGAUGACGACAUAGUACACCUGGCAAUGAUGGAGCGAUUACUGGGGCCUUUGCCGGAUCAAAUGAUAAAGAGAGUUGUGUCUUCAAAGAAGAAGUAUUUCUGUAAUGGCCGUCUGGCCUGGGAUGAACGCAGUGCGUCUGGGCAAUAUGUCUCGGGGUGCUGUAAACCCCUGAAGGUAAGAUUGCAAGGGGGAAGAUACUUCUGGGCAGAGGAGCUCCAAGUGCAAUUCUAAGACUGGAAGCCCGUGUUUUGUUGUUUUCUUCGUGAAGGAAUACAUGACGUGCCACGAUUCUGACCAUGAGAAUCUGUUUGAUCUGAUUGGGAAGAUGCUGGAGUAUGACCCAGCCACACGCAUUACUCUGGAAGAAGCACUGGAACAUCCUUUCUUCCUCCCACUGAAGCAGGAAAAUAGCACAUAGCCUCCUAUAGCUGAUGCAAAUGAACUUCUCUGUCUGCCUGUUAAGAAACGGAAACUAUGUUAAGUGGUGAUUGUUUGUUUGUU
Molecule: messenger RNA, 1479 nt
Organism: Cuculus canorus (common cuckoo)
Lineage: Eukaryota; Metazoa; Chordata; Aves; Cuculiformes; Cuculidae
Product: dual specificity protein kinase CLK1-like
Exons: 7
Coding region: 1-1209 (402 amino acids)
Biological process (GO): regulation of RNA splicing; protein phosphorylation
Cellular component (GO): nucleus
Molecular function (GO): ATP binding; protein tyrosine kinase activity
Source: RefSeq, a predicted model, not a curated record